UAGCGAGCGGAUGGCUGGCAGAGGGAGGAGGCGCUGAAAGCCGGUCGGAGCGACGAGCCGGUCAAAGGAAAAAAAGGAACAGCACCACAAGUUUGUUCGGUUUUUCUCGCCGAACUCCAAGUGUGAUCGAAGUGGUUCAGGUGACUUCACCUGCGGUCGUUCUGCCAUCUCAGCUCCUUCUCUGCUUCAUCCCUGCCUCGUCUGUCUGAGAGUGAGUGAGCGCAGCGCUGAGAGAGGCCGUGUCGGCAGCAGCAGCAGCAGGCGGCGGACGGUGACGUGUGUGGGGAAACAGACAGACUCUGUUUGGGCGAUUCACCAUGGGUGACAUCAGUGAUCUGGACAGACAGAUUGACCAGCUGAGGAGGUGUGAGCUCAUCAAGGAGAAUGAGGUCAAAGCCUUGUGUGCCAAAGCCAGGGAGAUUCUUGUGGAGGAGAGCAAUGUACAGAGAGUGGAUUCUCCAGUUACGGUGUGCGGUGACAUCCACGGACAGUUUUACGACCUGAAGGAGCUUUUCAGAGUCGGUGGUGACGUUCCAGAAACAAACUACCUCUUCAUGGGAGACUUUGUGGACAGAGGCUUUUACAGUGUGGAGACUUUCCUCUUGCUUCUGGCACUUAAGGUGCGCUACCCAGACAGAAUCACGCUGAUCCGGGGGAACCACGAGUCCAGGCAGAUCACGCAGGUGUACGGCUUCUACGACGAGUGUUUGAGGAAGUACGGCUCGGUCACAGUUUGGAGGUACUGCACGGAAAUCUUCGACUACCUUUCCCUCUCAGCCAUCAUCGACGGCAAGAUCUUCUGCGUGCACGGCGGCCUCUCGCCCUCCAUCCAGACUCUGGACCAGAUCAGGACCAUUGACAGGAAACAGGAAGUGCCACACGAUGGACCAAUGUGUGACCUGUUGUGGUCUGACCCUGAAGACACUACAGGCUGGGGAGUCAGCCCGAGAGGAGCAGGGUAUCUGUUCGGCAGUGACGUUGUGGCCCAAUUCAACGCUGCCAACGACAUUGAUAUGAUUUGCAGAGCCCACCAGCUCGUCAUGGAGGGCUACAAGUGGCACUUUAAUGAAACUGUGCUCACUGUGUGGUCCGCUCCCAACUACUGCUACAGGUGCGGUAACGUGGCGGCCAUCCUGGAGCUGGACGAACACCUGCAGAAGGAGUUUAUCAUAUUCGAAGCUGCUCCACAGGAAACGCGAGGCAUUCCCUCCAAAAAGCCAGUGGCCGACUACUUCCUGUGAGGCCGCGGCGACUUUAGGAACCUUUCCGCAGGAAGCGAGUCCUGCAUCUUCUCGUAUUUCUAUUAUCUAUCCACCCUUUCCCUGCCCAGCUGUCUUAACUGUGUUCUUCUCUUUUUUUACUCUAUAUCAUUUCAAUCUUUUUCUACUUUUUUUGGUCCUUUAUAAGCAUCCUGCUCUCUCUCUCUCUCUCUCGCUGUCUCUCACUCUCUCUGCCCCACACUCAAAUCGCCUGGAUUUCUCUCGCACACAGACUCGGCAUUACGGCCUCUCGCACCGCUGUGAAGUAACCUGCUCUCAUAAACACGCUGUUAGCUGUAGGCGUUUCUCUGACCAAUGUGAAUAGCACUACGUACAGCUGAGGCAACCACGGAUUCGGGAGACGCGCCCAAAGCCCACGCCGUCUUCACAGGCUCACCUGCAGGCUGAAAGAGAGGCUAUUGGACGCCCGCUUUUUUUUUUUCUUUUUUUUAAAGUCUCUUUUUUUCAAAAUAUUCCCUUAUGUUUUAAACAUGUAGGAGAACAUGUGACAUUUCCACUCUUUAUCCUAGUUUAUACAUUCUUUUAUCCCCCCCUCGAGUCACAGUCGUACAGAUUUUGACUUUCGUGAAGGAAUCCCUGCGGGGGCUUGACCCCGCAAUGAUUUAAAAAAAGAAAAAAGAAAGAAAAGCUUACACUGGAAAGAAUUGGAACACAAGCAGCAGAACCAACCUGUUUUAGACAUGCUUUUUUUUCCUCUGACUGUUCUCUCAAUAGGUCUAAAUGUUGAUUUUUAUUAUUAUUUGUGACAAUAAACUGUACUUUUGUAUGAA
Pygocentrus nattereri (red-bellied piranha) is the source of this 2050-nucleotide messenger RNA. RefSeq names its product protein phosphatase 4, catalytic subunit b (gene ppp4cb). The record is from RefSeq and is a predicted model, not a curated record. NCBI's taxonomy places the organism in Eukaryota, Metazoa, Chordata, Actinopteri, Characiformes, Serrasalmidae. Gene Ontology annotation, cellular component: nucleus; cytoplasm. Gene Ontology annotation, biological process: double-strand break repair via homologous recombination; peptidyl-serine dephosphorylation. Gene Ontology annotation, molecular function: protein serine/threonine phosphatase activity. The coding region runs from base 318 to 1241 and encodes 307 amino acids. The transcript is spliced from 9 exons.